AUGAAGGUCCUCAUCCUUGCCUGCCUGGUGGCCCUUGCUCUUGCUAGGGAGACUGUAGAAAGCCUUUCAAAUAGUGAGGAAUCUAUUACACACAUCAAAAAGAAACUUGAGCAGUCUGAACGUGAGAAACAGCAACAAAGAAAGAAUGGACGCCGGGACGAAAUCCACUCCUCUGUCCAGCCACAGCCUGUACUCUAUCCUUACGCUGAGCCCAUCCCUUACACUGUUCUCCCACAAAACGUUCUGCCUUUUGCUCAGCCUGCUAUGGUGCUACCUUUCUUUCAGCCUGAAAUAAUGGAAGUCUCUAAAGCUAAAGAGACCGCCUUUCCUAAGCGCAAAGUGAUGCCGUUUUCUGAACGCCAAAUCCCAAAUCUCACUGAUCCCAAAAAUCCACACCUUUCUCAGCCUCAGGUCCAGCCCUUGAUGCACCAGGUCUCCCAGCCUCUUUUUCAGAUUCCUAUGCUUCCUACUCAGCCCCUGCUCUCCAUUCCUCAGCCCAAAGUCAUGCCUUUUACCCAGCAAGUGAUGACCUACCCUCAGAGAAAUAUGCCCAUCCAAGCCCUUCUGCAGUACCAAGAGCCUCUGCUUAACUCUGACAGCGAGUUGGACCCUGUGGCUCAACCAUUUGUCCCCGUUUACAAUUUGCAACAAGGCCUGGUUUCUGCAGAAGCUGUGGAGUGUCUGGAUAACGCUAUUGUGAAAUACAUGGUUUUAGGCCCUAUUGAGGUAAAAUUUGAAAAACAAGAAGCGGUAGAUGGGAGAGAACUUGCAGCUUAA
Messenger RNA from Pteropus alecto (black flying fox), 777 nucleotides. RefSeq names its product casein beta (gene CSN2). NCBI's taxonomy places the organism in Eukaryota, Metazoa, Chordata, Mammalia, Chiroptera, Pteropodidae. Gene Ontology annotation, cellular component: extracellular region. The transcript has 6 exons. The record is from RefSeq and is a predicted model, not a curated record. Bases 1 to 777 code for a protein of 258 amino acids.